This is a messenger RNA of Condylostylus longicornis, 3359 nucleotides long. RefSeq names its product zinc finger protein ush (gene ush). Gene Ontology annotation, molecular function: RNA polymerase II-specific DNA-binding transcription factor binding. The transcript is spliced from 10 exons. Gene Ontology annotation, cellular component: nucleus. Gene Ontology annotation, biological process: positive regulation of transcription by RNA polymerase II; cell differentiation; negative regulation of transcription by RNA polymerase II. The record is from RefSeq and is a predicted model, not a curated record. Bases 1 to 2904 code for a protein of 967 amino acids. Lineage: Eukaryota; Metazoa; Arthropoda; Insecta; Diptera; Dolichopodidae.
AUGACAGAAGAAUGCUUAAAUGAUAUAAAUGACAAUAAAGAUAAUAAUGAAACAGUUAAAGAAACUUCUAAUACAGAAAUAGAUUUAUUAUUACCAAAAGAAGAAAGUAUAUCACCAUCACCACCAUCACCACCACCAAAUCCUAUACCACCAGAUGAUGAAGAUAAAGAAUUUAGUACAGAAAAGUCAGUUAUAGAAAAACAAAAUGAUAAUAUUUCAAAUCCAUCGGAAGUUAAUAAAAAACCUUCAACAACUCCAUCUGCAGUUCCUUCUGUUAGAUUAAAUCAAUCAUUAGCAUCAGAUCCUGCAUUAAAACCGAAUGCUAAAGACUUAAAAUAUAUUUAUGAUGAAGCAACGAAAAAUGAAGAAACAAAUUUAGAAUCUAUUUCAGAAAAUAGUGAUGUUAAUUUUAAUGCUCUCUCAACAACACCUAAUAUUUCUCAACGAGUUAAAGUUUUUAUGUGUAUACCAUGUGGAAUAGGAUUUUCAUCAUUAUCAACAUUAGAAGCUCAUCAGUCAUAUUAUUGCUCUCAUAGACAAGAAUUCGAUGAAGAUAGUUCCCCAGCAAUUGGAAUUGAUAGUAAUUCAAUUGGUGAACCAGUAGGAAAAUCAGUUAAAACUGGAAAACUUUACACUUGUUCCCAAUGUUCUUAUAGUGCCGAUAAAAAAGUCUCAUUAAAUAGGCAUAUGAGAAUACAUCAAGCAUCUCCAGCAGCAAGUUCCAAUGCCUCAAACGGAGAUGAUAAUUCUAGUCAGCAAAUUGGUCGUUAUUGCUCUGAUUGUGAUAUUAAAUUUUCUAAUGCAAAAACAUACCGUGCUCACAAACAACACUAUUGCAAUUCUCGACGAAGUGAGGAAUUAGCGGCAUUAAGAAUUGAUUCACAGAGCCGUCCUCAAUCAACAAGUCCUCAAUCAAAAUCUAAAAGUCCAGAUGCAAUUAAUAAUCACCAACCGAUUUUAGCUUUACCAACAAAUCCAAUCGUAUUAAUUCCUUAUGGUUUAAUCGGUGGUGCCAAUAUUAUAUCUAGUCCACUAACAAGUCUUUCAGCUGAUGCUGCAAAACUGGAUGCAUGCUAUAUGCUUGAGAACGGGUCGUUAAAGGUCAUUGCCAAAGCAUUACCAAACCGUCAUUUAUUAAGUAAUUUACUAACAAAUUCGAAUCCAGCACAGCGAGUAAAUACUCCAUUGGACAUUGUUGAUCCUGUAAUCAAAGACGAUGUACUAAAAAAACUGAAAAAAGAUUUUGCAAAUAAAGACACCAUUCCAUUAGAUUUAUCGGUGGGAAAAACACCUUUAAAACGACCAUCUACGGAUUUGAUUUUAAAUGAAACGUUAGAAGGAAAAGAAAACCUCUCAAACAAUAGUGGCACAUCAACGCCUGAACAACUAAUAUGCGCACCUUCUUUGCCUAGCAGUCCAUGUUCGUCACCAAAACGACGUAUUUUAAGUCCUAAAAGUGAUAUUUUUUCAACUUCUCCAAUUCUUAACUCUUUAGAAUAUUUAGGGUCUAAACGUGCUUCAGAUGUAGCAUUUAAACUUGCAGAAUUAAAUGUUGUUCCUAAUAAUACAUUAAAACAAAAUAUUAAAUAUUUAGUAGAAAAAUCUAAUUCAACGAGAAGAUCUGAACUUUCAGCAACUAAUCCAAAUGCAAACAUUCCGUCAGGUGCUUCAACAUCGUCAGCUGCGUCAAUCGUAAGCGCUGCUGCCUCACCUCAAAUAUAUGUAAAACAAGGUGCAUCAAAAUGUAAGGAGUGUAAUAUUGUGUUUUGUAAAUAUGAAAAUUAUUUAGCACAUAAACAACAUUACUGUUCGGCAAGAAAUCACGAGGAAAUAACCGAGCAGCAACAGAAAAUGAAUACGCAAUUUUCAAGCUCUGCAAACUCCUUAAAUUCAUCUCAAACAGUUGCGCCUACGAAUGUUGCAUAUCAACAAUUAAUAUGUGCGGCGUGCGGAAUUAAGUACACAUCUUUGGAUAAUCUAAGAGCGCAUCAAUCUUAUUAUUGUCCAAAAGCUAAAGAGCCCGCACCAGUUAAUGUUGCACCAGCUGCCUCACAGCAUGGAAAUUUAGAGGCGGAAAGAUGUGAGAAAUGUAAUGAAAUUCAUGAAUUCCCUGGGAAAUGUUCCGAAAUUAUUACAUCUCAAAAUGUGUUCAAAUGUCCAGUUUGUGGUAUACUUAGUGCAAAUGCUGCCGAAAAUAGAAAACAUCUGGAAGGUCAUAAUAGCGUAAAAGCGUUUCGUUGUUCUGUAUGUCGCUAUAAAGGAAAUACUUUAAGGGGAAUGCGCACACAUAUUCGAAUGCACUUUGAAAAGAAAUCUGCUGAUUUUAGUGAGGAAAGAUUUAUGUCCUGUAUAUUAGAAGAAGAUGUCAACGAAACUGAAAUAAAUACGAACUCUGAAGAUGUCGAACAAAACUCAAAUCAAAUUCAAUGUGAUUUAUGUUCAUAUUCUUCACCGUAUAAAGGCAAUGUGAUAAGACAUAUUAAAAUAGCUCAUUCUCAAAGUGAAACCACUCCUAGCGAACCGUCUUCAGAUUUCCAGACAGAUUUUGAGGUUAAAGAUGAUAUUCCAAAAGUUGAACCAAUUGAAGAUAUCAAUGUAUCCGAUCAACCUUCGAAAAUCGAUGGUAAUAUGUCUGGUACUGCAGCAGCAGCAAAUUCAAUUUCCGAUGAUUCAAUAACACCGUUAGUUCUAUCUGAUUCACCACCUGAAAUAUUAGAUGAUAACAAUUUAGAUAAACACGCCAAUGAGAAAUAUUGUGAAGCGUGUGAUAUUAGGUUUAAUUAUAUGAAGACUUAUAUUGCUCAUAAAAGAUUUUACUGUAAAAGUCAACAAAAAGAAAAUAGUUCAAUACAGAAUUUUCCCUUAAUAGGUAAAAAUAAGGAAAAUGUUGAAACAAAAUCUUAAAAUUUAAAUUUUAAAAUAAAUUUUAUUUAAUAUAUUUCUUAAAAUAAUAAUAUCGUAUAAAAGUAAUAAAAAUAAUAUGUAAUUUUUUUUUUCUUUAUUUAAAUUAAAUAAUUAUAAAGUGAAUAAUUAGAAUUGAAAAUUAUGAAAUUCAGAAAGACAAAUAAUAGUUAAAUAUAGUAUUAGCUAAGAAAUUUAACCAAAAGACUUGUAAUUUAAAACAAGUAAUAAAGCUAAAUUAAAACAAAAAAUUACUUAAUUAAACAAAAAUAAUGUGGUUUUAUUUAAAGAAUAUGGUGUAAAAAAUCUCAAUAGUUUCUCGUUAAGUAUCCGAAAUAGUUAACAUAUUUCAAAUUCGAACAAAAUGCGUUCAUGGAACUCGUUCAUUUAGUUUAAACCCAAGUAAAACAAAAAUACACAUUUUUAAAUUUCUAAGACAUUUUUUUUUUUAUUAUAGA